Molecule: messenger RNA, 4101 nt
Organism: Mercenaria mercenaria
Lineage: Eukaryota; Metazoa; Mollusca; Bivalvia; Venerida; Veneridae
Exons: 2
Coding region: 1896-3080 (394 amino acids)
Biological process (GO): DNA recombination; DNA integration
Molecular function (GO): DNA binding
Source: RefSeq, a predicted model, not a curated record
AUCAGGGAGUGUGAAAUGUAGGUCAAUCAACAACAUUCCAGCGGCUAUAUUUAGAUCUACUGGAGUGAUCACGUGUUUAGCCAGAGGUGUCAAAUUGGCGGACCGUACAUUAAAAAUUAAAUUGUUUGGACAUUCUUUUGUGAAACGUUUAAAGGAUUUUGUUAUUAAUCAAGAAGAUUUUCCUUCAAAUUUGAAAUUACGUGCGAAUCCUUUAGUGCAGUAUUCUGGUUUCGGAGGGGGACACGUACAUACAUUGAAACAAGAUUUGGUCAUUCUCAUCAUCGGCACAAAUGAUCUUUCAUCGAUAGACAAGUCCCCAAAUUCGGUUAAUACGGCAAUUAUGGAUUUAGUGGACACUUUGUUGUUUAUGGAGCAGGUACGGUCUGUCAUCGUUUUCCCCAUAUUAUUCAGAAAGCUGAACAGUCAACAUAAUCGUCAUGCGGUGGACAUUCCUUGGUUCAACGAUAGAGUUUACGAAACAAAUGCGCUUCUUGAAUCAAAGAUUAAGGAUUGUGCCCACCAGCGAGUGCGUUACUGGGUACCCAAAGGUUUCUGGUCGGACGAGGCUUUAGCAGAGGUUAUAAGUAGCGACGGGGUCCAUCUUUCAUACAGAGGUCAACAAAAGCUAUGCAACAACAUCCGAGCUGCAGUGGUUGCGGAGUUGAAGGCUAGCCAGCUAGGCUGUUAAGAUACGUAUAUUUUCAUCAUUCAUGGCACAUAUAUUUAUCCUUCUACAAUGUACAGUAGAGAUUACACAUUUAAUCGUACCUACACAAAGUGGCAUACAUACCAUGAAUUAUUAGUGUAACUUUCACAGAUAAUACCAAUUAACUUUCAUGGCUAUCUAUAUGGCUAUAUUUAGUGGGCAGUGCUUGAGAGUAUUUACUAUUCGGCAGUUUCCAUUUAUGGUGUUGGCGGUUGAUUUGUCUUAUUUAAGUCAUUAUGCAAGUUUAUAAACCCAUGAGUCUAUGUGCUUGAGAGUGUAGUUACACUAUUCGACAUGCAUAUACGCUAUAAUAUAAAGGUUAUGUCUGUUAGCUUUUCUCAUAGGGUUCUAGUGCAAUUGUUCACACAAAUUUCAUGCUUGAGAGUGUUACCACACUAUUCGGCAUUGCCUGUUGGCUUUUCUUACUCGGUAGUGCAAUUGUUCACGUAAUUUCACAAUUUACUGUUUGAGAGUUUUGAAGUUUUCCAAAACUAUUCGACAGUAUUUCUGAUGGUGCUGCCUGUCCGGGUAUAUAGAUAUUAUGGUAGCAGUUGAGCUCAUACUGAAUAUGUCUGAGAGAAACGUUCCACUUUCGGCUGUCUGUUGGGACAGUUUCUAUUCGACAGAACAGAGCGAUAUUAUGUUACAUUUAAUGAGUUACCUUAAGGUAUAGCUUUAUGGCAACGUGCAGUUUGCGAUACUUAUUACAGUCUUAAAUUAUUACAUGAAUCCGCUGGUGUAAGUUUAUUGGUGAAGUACAUAUACUUUAAACCACAGGUGCUGAGUAUUUUAUAAUUGAUUCAAAUGUUCAUACAAUUAUAAAUAAGGAAAUUCAUUGUUUCAGAUGAGGGCUAAACGGAAAGCAGUAGCCACCACAUCAUCGUGUCCAUGCUGUCCACCAAAAGUCAAACAAUCUAGACAGCAAACAGGGUUGGAAACAAAAACCACCAACUCCAGUGUUACUAACGGUGUUACCACACAUACAGUUAACACGCGCAGUGGACACAAAAAUGCUCAAGCUAAAUAUAAUAGGCAUAAGGAAACGCAACAUGAUUCAAUUGUUCCUCAGGUUACAAUAGAUUAGUCAAGAAAAAACAAACGGAUCAAAAAGACUAAGAAAAACAGUGCUAGUACCACAAAUAAUCAGGAGACUCACAAGUCAAAUGACUCUGGUCCGAUACAUUUAGGUAUGCCAGAGCAUCAGAAUGUUCAGCAUCAACAGAUAAACCUAGUGGAGGCUCAACAAAAUGACUUUGAUCCAUAUGUACCUCCAUACAGUGAUGAGGGAACUGAGGAUUCAGAAUAUUCCGACGGGUCAGAGAAGGAAGUUGGGCUGUCUGUAGGGGAAGCCAUUAACCACCAUGUCAGGGACAUUGUUUCUGGAGAUAGACAAGUUCCGGUCUUUAUCCACAGCAAUGGACGACAUGCCAUCAGUAGUCCCGGAGCAUCUGUUAGAAAUUUGAACCGUUCUGUCCGCAAGCUGCUGGAUGCCUCUAUAGCACCUGCAACAGCUAAUAGUUAUAAGAAUGCUUUACGGCACUAUAACCGCUUUCACAACACAUAUUAUCCAACAGACAGGUUGUUGCCAAUAUCAACAACCCGAAUAUGUCAAUUUAUUGCUUAUUGUCAUGACAGGCAAUUCAAGGGUUCUUCUAUCACAUCCAUGGUCUCAGCAUUAGCCUAUGUUCACAAUAUUUGUGAUAGGAAAGAUCCUACAAAAGCAUUCGUGGUUAAAAAAAUCUUACUUGGUCUGCGUAAAAUUCAAAAUACAGAUAAAAGGUUACCAAUUUCUUAUGACAUCUUACGGCAGAUGGUUCAAGUUUUGCCCCAGGUUAUAGUCAACCCCGAAUUACGUUUACUGUGCCAGACUAUGUUCGUAGUAGCUUUCUUUGCUUUUUUACGUAUAGGGGAAAUUUCUGUCACACAAUCGGGGGACCGCAAUACAAUUUUGUUGAAGAAUGUCAGUUUCCAGUAUAUCAAUCACAAACCUAUGAAGGCGUCUUUAGUCUUGGUCAGCUUCAAACAUUCCCAAGGGGUGUCAGCUACAGUAUCGGUUAAACGUCACAAAAAUAAGAACACACGUCCGAUGCGAUUAUUGCAUAAAUACAUCAGCAGUUGCAAUCACACCACAGGAACGUUAUUUAAGUUUCCAUGUGGCCGUCCAGUCACUGACAAUUUUUUUAGAUCUGUUUCAUGUGAAUGUAUUCAGAAAUGUAGGUUAGAUUCAGCAUUAUAUACAUCUCAUUCGUUUCGUAUAGGGGGCGCAACUCAUGCGUAUGACUGUAAUCUGUCUGAUUCUAGGAUCAGGUUAUUAGGCAGAUGGAAGUCAAAUGCUUAUCAGAAAUAUAUUCGGCCUUCAAAUUCAUUAACAUAGGAGUAUAGGGGUUUGGUAGAGGGAUAUAUCUCCCCUCUUUGGUUUACCAAAUUUAUGGUACUAGUAAAAAUAGAAAUAGCUUUAUUUAAAAUAAAUACCUCGGACACAUUUUGCCAGUUUUAGAGGUACCGAGUGUCAUGUCUGGUGGAGCCAGCAUGGCCUGUGACAAUAUUCUUGUCUGGUGGAGCCAGCAAGUUUUGUUAUAUUUGCGGACUUGGACAGAUAUGUAACUUUGAUCCCGUGAAUCAUUUAUUUUACAUUCUUGUGUUAGUUUUUGCAGUCGGACGACUGAAAAUGACAAUUACAGUAUUACAUGCUUGUCUUACAUUUAUUAUUAUUAUAGGGUAACGUAUAAACAUUUUGGGUGACAGUCUGGUUGAGCCAGCUGUUUAACAGACACCGUGUUGCUAUUAUUAGGUUGUAAUCUGUAGGCAUUUCGGGUGCCAGUCUGGUUGAGCCAGCUGGUUAGCAUCCACCAUGUUGCUAUUAUUAGGUUUUUAAUGUGUUAUAAUCUGUAAGCAUUUUGGGUGCCAGUCUGGUUGAGCCAGCUGUUUAACAGCCACCAUGUUGCUAUUAGUAUGUGGCUAUUCUGUUGAAAUCUGUAAGCGUUUUGGGUGCAGUCUGGUUGAGCCAGCUGGUUAGCAGCCACCAUGUUGCUAUUAUUAUAUGGUUAUUAUGUUGAAACUGUUAAUUGUUUUGGGUGCCAGUCCGGUUGAACCAGCUGUACUAACAUUCACCAUCUAUAUGUAUAUCAUGUGUAUAUGUUAUCAAUUGAUUUCUUGUGCAAGGUUGAUGGUUUCUGUUCCGGUUGUGCCGGCCAGAUAACCUCCGCAUCUGCUUAUUAGGUUCAAGGUGGUGUUCACUGUUUGUUAUUACUCUUAUCAAUAUUAAUGUGCCAUUCUAGUAUCUCAUUCUAGUCCCAUUUUUACAUUUCGGUUAAUAGUAAUUUACAUGUUUACAUAUGUACAUAGAUAUUACAUCUGAUAUGUUUUUGUUUUGUUUAAUUUCAUUAUUAUUUUUU